Messenger RNA from Stegastes partitus (bicolor damselfish), 3302 nucleotides. It is a transcript of the gene glsb, whose product is annotated as glutaminase b. The record is from RefSeq and is a predicted model, not a curated record. Gene Ontology annotation, biological process: L-glutamine catabolic process. NCBI's taxonomy places the organism in Eukaryota, Metazoa, Chordata, Actinopteri, Pomacentridae. The transcript is spliced from 15 exons. The coding region runs from base 108 to 1829 and encodes 573 amino acids. Gene Ontology annotation, molecular function: glutaminase activity; protein binding.
CCUCUCAGACAGUCAACGUAGCUGAAGGGAUUCUUCCACAAACCCGCAGUUUCUACCGGAUCUAUUUGGAACCACAAAUUUUUCUCUCAUUGCCUGACAGGAUUGAGAUGUUACAUUUUAGGUUCUCGACAGUGCUGAAGGAGUUGUUUGAAGCCACCCUCAAGCGUCCCUCUCUCGGCUCCAGACAGAAGACCUGGUUACCGACCCGCCACUGCUGCUUCGGCGCCGCGUCCGUUGAUGCCCGAGCUGUGUCUACUCAACUGAAGGUCCUCCAUGCCGCUUCGCACCGCCCGGCGCUCCGCACCGCGCCCUGCGCCGCCCCGUACCGCUCGUACUGCGCGAAAACUGAAGGUGCUGCUGUGGAGCUGGACGAACAGCUGAAGAAGGAUGGUGUCGGCAGCGAGGCAACCAGCGACAAGAGAAGAAAUGCAGGAAUUCUUCCCAGUUUGGAGGAUUUGCUCUUCUACACAGUCGCAGAAGGUCAAGAGACGAUGCCUGCUCACAAAUUCCUCACAGCACUUAAAGCCACUGGGCUUCGCACUGGAGAUCCCCGACUGAAGGAGUGCAUGGAAACCCUCAAAGAAACUCUAAAGAACACUUCAGAUGGCGUUACACUGGACAGGCACCUGUUCAAAAAGUGUGUCCAGAGCAACAUUGUCCUGCUCACUCAGGCCUUCCGCAAGAAGUUCGUCAUCCCAGACUUCCAGUCCUUCACCUCCCAUAUUGAUGAGCUGUAUGAGAGUGCCAAAAAACUCUCUGGAGGACAGGUUGCAGACUACAUUCCUCAACUUGCCAAAUUCAGCCCUGACCUGUGGGCAGUCUCUCUGUGCACAGUUGAUGGACAGAGACACACUGUUGGAGACACCAAGGUUCCCUUCUGUCUGCAGUCUUGUGUCAAGCCUCUGAAGUAUGCCAUUGCUGUUCAUGACCAUGGCACCGAGUAUGUCCACAGUUUCAUUGGGAAGGAGCCAAGUGGCCUCCGCUUUAAUAAGCUCUUCCUGAAUGACGAGGAUAAGCCCCAUAACCCCAUGGUGAAUGCUGGCGCUAUUGUUUGUACUUCACUGAUAAAGCAAGGUGCAGGCAAUGCAGAAAAAUUUGACUAUGUCAUGAACUUUCUGAAAAAGAUGGCGGGAAAUGAGUAUGUGGGUUUCAGCAACGCCACAUUCCAGUCGGAGCGUGAGUCAGGGGAUAGGAACUUUGCCAUCGGCUACUACCUGAAAGAAAAAAAGUGUUUCCCCGAAGGGACAGACAUGACAUCUGUACUGGACUUCUACUUUCAACUGUGCUCCAUUGAGGUGACCUGCGAGAGCGCCAGCGUCAUGGCAGCCACCCUGGCCAAUGGCGGUAACUGCCCAAUCACGGGCGAGCGUGUGCUGAGCCCCGAGGCGGUGAGGAACACGCUGAGUCUGAUGCACUCCUGCGGCAUGUACGACUUCUCAGGACAGUUUGCUUUCCAUGUCGGUCUGCCAGCCAAGUCUGGAGUAGCAGGGGGCAUCCUGCUGGUUGUGCCCAACGUGAUGGGUAUUAUGUGCUGGUCGCCUCCGCUAGACAAACUGGGCAACUCUGUCAGAGGAAUACAGUUCUGCACGGACCUGGUGGAGCUUUUUAACUUCCACAACUAUGACAAUCUAAGGCACUUCGCCAAGAAGCACGACCCUCGCAGAGAAGGAGGGGAGCAGCGGCAGCACUCCUUUGGACCCAUGGAUUACGAGAGCCUCCAACAAGAGCUAGCUCUGAAAGCCCCUCUGUGGAAAAAGGUGUCUCCCACUGAGUCGCACCAGGACAGCUCCACCACUGUAGUCUAUAGGAUGGACAAUGCCGGCAAAUGAAAACUUUAAAACAGUAAAAAGGAGAGCCCGCACCCCCACCUCGCCUGAUCUCUCUCCCCACCUCUUGCAACAACAGCACCAUCUUUCCUCACUCUCAAAUAUUUAUAUAUAAAUUAUGUAGAGGGUUAUUUAUUGCUUGUGAAGCGGUUACUGAGUGAACGGACUGGGAAACUUGUUCUCUUUUUAUUCGUGCUGGGAUGAGCUACUGUUUAUUUUUGCUCUGAAUUUCAAAUGAGCCUCCACCUCCUUGUUGCCUUAGCGGUUCUAGCAUCUGAUGUACAGUGUACAGGUUGUGCUCUUUUUGUCACCUUAAUCCCUUUUAUUGCAAUCUAGUUUGUUUUAUUUCAUUUUGACAGUCUUCUUUAAAGGGUUGCUUUAUGAAAUUCAAUUUUAACUUGGGGGAAGAAAAAAAAAAAGAAAAAAAAAAAAAAAAAAGAAAUGCAACCAAAAAUAAAAAACACGUCUGAGUGUGUUUGCAUGUGUGCAGCCAGCCUUUAGACCAGCAGUCUUUAAACAAACAUUCAGACUACUUCAUAGGAAUGACUGCUUACUGUAGCUCACACUGAGGCCUAAGGCUCAAGUAAAAUUAGCACACAAGUACAGAUGAGCAGUGUGUGAUCAGAAUGCCUGCAUAGAGGCGUUUAUCGUUUAGCUGUGAACACAUGGGCCAGAGUGCAACAGUGUUUGGAUGGGUUUCCCAAAAAUGAGUUCUGACUUUUAAAGGGAUUUUAUUAAGGCAGAUGUUUUUGCUGUUGGAGUCUUACAUGAUGCACCUUGAAAGGAAAAUUCAACCGCAAACCUAAAAGCUUGUUUUAGUCACUAUCAUGAUAAUGCAACCUUUUUUUAGCCUUCUGACACACAUUUGCUGUGAACACAGAUGACUGAAUUGAGUUGGAACCACCCCACUACUAUAGUUUCUUGAUAUGGAUAAAGAUAUCUGGAACUUAUUCUGCACAUUUGUAUAUGCUGGAAUAGUUUUUCAUACUAAACAUUCGAAUGGAUAACUCGUUUGUGCCACCCUGUAUGUCUUUAUUAUCAGGAAUAGAAUGCAAAAUAGAUGUUACUGAACAACUGGCAAAACGCCAGAGUUGUGUGAACUUUGGCGUCUAAAACACAAACACUCAAGGCUGACAGACCUGUGGUUUGAUGGCAUGUUGACAAAGAUAAAAAGGCAGUAAAAUAGGCUUUUAUCUUGAGCUGAAUCCGUCAGUGUUUGUGCCUGGACCACAUUUGGGAUCGACUUUGCGUGAGUAUGAUGUGUUUGUUGAUUCCAUGCUAACAAAGAAAGCUUUGCUCUGCCAAACAGCAUAGGAGGAAGGUGAGAUGACUAAAGCAUCGGAUUUUUAAUGAGGCGUCUUGUGAAAACUUGACUCAGUUGUCCUUUCCUACCUGCCAGCACUCUCAGGAGCAGCUGUUUAGAGGACUGCUGCAGUUUUUUGCAGUUCUGUUGAGUGUAGAUGGAAAAAAAAAAAA